UUAUAGAUUUGUCUCGUUUCACCAGUCAUCAAUGGUCCCUUACGUUUAAAAAUACAAACAUUACGAGACUUUCGUAAAGCGCGGGGAAAAGAGAACAAAGCGCGUUCGUUGAAGAAAUCCACGCCAAUCAAAGAGAAAUUAAUUUCAAGUGGAUAUAACCAAGAGAAAUAUUCGAAUUGCGCGGUUGUUUUGUUGUACUGUAGAUCUGGAUUGUAUUUGGCUGUGAAAAAUGGACAACUAGUUGGAGUUAAUAUGACAGAAAUGAAGGAAGGAGAAGGUAUAUUUCGUAUUGAAACAUACGGAACAAGUAUUAUCCGAUUGAAAAAUAUCAAAUCCAAUAUGUAUGUUAAAAUGACAAAGAAAGGACAUGUCAAGUUGACAAAGAAGAAAAAUGCUGACAGCUUAUUCCUGCAACAUCAUGAAGAAAACAAAUUCAUCACGUUCGCUUCUGAAAAAUACUUCAUCAACGAAAUCAACGACAUGUUUAUUAGCGUCAAAAGAAAUGGAAGAUUAAGGCUUGCUAAAAACACUGAAGCCGGACAGAAAUCUUCUCAAUUUUUUUAUUUUGUACAAAAUAAAACAUGCACUUGAAAUUGAUUUGAUAAAAAGGCACAGUGGUUAUAGUACUCUUCACUGGUACACGCUUUUCUGUGCAAAUAACACUUUAGAGAUGACUUACAAAUCAAAAAUUCUAUGCUAAAAUUCGACCCAGCAUUCAAUUUUUAGCAUUUCUUCUUGUCCCAAACGUCAAAAUCACAAAAAGCAAUUUUUAUUCUCAAUUUCUGAAAGUUGACUGAUUAGUUGAUGGAUUGGUUGAACAAACUUUCUCUUUUCCAGAGGCAUUUAUAUAUCAAUUUUUUUUUCUCCUUUCCUAAAGUGGAAUUAAAGUUUAGCACAAACUUCUUGAUUUGUGAGCUCCUUAGCAACACUACGUUAAAAACCUUAAAAUGUAGCUGAAGAAACUUUUUAUAAUAAAGUUUAAGCUUUAUCUUAUACUACUUGUUGAGCCGUGGAAACAUAAAAUAUUUAAUCUGCGGGGGACCUGGAAUAAUGCUGCGCGCAGCCAUUUUGAACACGUAUACAACUGUUGUUAUAGAGACGCUACUUUAGCACGUUAUCGCAACACUUCCUGGUAUCCAGUUUUAAACUUACUGGAAACCGAUAAAAUUUCAAACUUUGGUUGGUUAUAUGCAAAAGCGUGUACCUCUUAAAUUAUUCAUACAUUUUUCUUUUGGUUGUAUAAAUCAUCUGUGUUUUUUUGUUAAAUUAUAAAUCAUAAAAUUUUUAGCAAGAGAGUAUAUACAUAUAUCGACUAUUUAUUUUCUGUGUAAUGUUUGUAUAUUUGUCCAGUAGUUUAUAUAUCAGAAUAAUAUUUAUGUUGUCCUUCUUGUUCGAACGACUGUUUUGGAUGUGUAUCAUAUUAUUUGCAUGUCCAUUUCUUUCAGAGC
Messenger RNA from Hydractinia symbiolongicarpus, 1448 nucleotides. Its product is annotated as fibroblast growth factor 1-like. The transcript has 3 exons. Gene Ontology annotation, cellular component: cytoplasm. Gene Ontology annotation, biological process: positive regulation of gene expression; animal organ morphogenesis; cell differentiation. Bases 253 to 591 code for a protein of 112 amino acids. The record is from RefSeq and is a predicted model, not a curated record. Gene Ontology annotation, molecular function: growth factor activity; fibroblast growth factor receptor binding. NCBI's taxonomy places the organism in Eukaryota, Metazoa, Cnidaria, Hydrozoa, Anthoathecata, Hydractiniidae.